Messenger RNA from Paracoccidioides brasiliensis Pb18, 951 nucleotides. RefSeq lists its product as uncharacterized. The transcript has a single exon. The record is from RefSeq and is a predicted model, not a curated record. Gene Ontology annotation, molecular function: 3'-5'-RNA exonuclease activity. Bases 1 to 951 code for a protein of 316 amino acids.
AUGAGAAUAUCCAACCCCUUACCCAUCCGCAUCCUAACCCACAACAUCCGCUAUGCCACCUCCGCUCCCUUCAAAGGAGAAAAGCCCUGGCCGUACCGCAAACAACCCCUCCUCAAUGAACUCCACUACCACACCCGCCACAACCCGGAAUCCUUCAUCUGCCUCCAGGAAGUCCUCCACAGCCAACUCACCGACAUCCUCUCAGGGCUAAACAGCAGUCCCACCAAACACUCUACAGGCUCCACAGGCACUGGCUCUGGCACUGGCACUGGUGCCUGUGCAAGCGCUGCUGGUGAAUGGGCCUACAUCGGCGUGGGCAGAGAGGAUGGCAAGCAGGCCGGCGAAUACUCACCCAUCUUCUACCGCCCUUCCAUCUGGGACCUGGAGUCGUUCAAAACAGUCUGGCUAUCCGAGACACCCUCCGUGCCUUCGAAGGGCUGGGACGCCGCCUCACCCCGCCUAGUCACCAUAGGCGUCUUCAAGCACCACGCGAGCCAGAAACGGGUGCUGGCCAUGAGCACACAUCUGGACGACCAGGGGUCCACGGCCCGAUAUCAAGCUGCAAAGCUAAUCCUCAGCCAGAUCAACGCGUAUCUCUCGCAGGCCCAGCUGGCACGUCGGAACAUCAACGGCGUGUUCCUUGCGGGCGAUUUCAACAGCGAGGAGAAUCAGGAGGCGUAUAUAGUGCUCACUGGCGCUGAGUCAUCUCUGGUAGAUGCCCAUAAGGAGGUGGAGGAGUCGUUGCGGUAUGGGAGCGUAAAUACCUAUACCGGGUUCGGGUAUGAGGAUGAGGGUCCAAAGAGGAUUGACUAUGUUCUUUUCGGCCCUGAGAGGGGCACUGCGAGCAUGCCGUGGACUAUUGAGGGGUAUGCUGUGCUUCCUAAUAAGUUUGAUGACGGCGUGCUCAGUUCGGACCAUCGGGCUGUUGUGGCCGAUGCGGGGUUGAUGUAG